This is a messenger RNA of Chenopodium quinoa (quinoa), 1170 nucleotides long. RefSeq lists its product as uncharacterized. The record is from RefSeq and is a predicted model, not a curated record. Bases 347 to 805 code for a protein of 152 amino acids. The transcript is spliced from 3 exons. Lineage: Eukaryota; Viridiplantae; Streptophyta; Magnoliopsida; Caryophyllales; Amaranthaceae.
UCAAAAAAUAACACGUGUUAUUUUAUAUGUUUGGUUUGAUGCUACUGUUAAGUAUCCCUUCCAUCCAUCAAGUCUAUAGAUACCAAUAUCUGUAUGUAGUCCAGAACUCGUGCAUCACACUAGCUAAUACACAAUCUUCUAUAGUGAUCGAUCGAUCUUUACGUAGCAAAGGUACAAAAAAAAUGGCAUCAACUCAGUGUGAGAGGAAGGAGAAAGUAGCUGUGCAAUUGAGCUGCGAGCAGAAAGCAAUUCGCGCAACUUUAGACGAGUUGAUCAAGUGCGCAGAGAAAACACUUGUGUCCGAGGAUAUCACCAACAAGUCCCGUGCCAUCGUUGCUGAAAAGGAAUGCCUAAAAAGGCUGACGCUAUUGCACCAAAACUAUCUUUAAUAGCCGGUGCCUUGACAAAUCAGACUACUAGGGGAUCCUUGAACGUGUUUUACUCCAAGCUAUGGAAGGGAUAUACCGUGAAAGACUACACAGAUCCUCUUGAUAGCUUGGGUUCCUGGGCUCAAGCAGCCUUGAUCGGGGGUGUUAAGGCCGCGGUGGUUUAUAGUGGCAAGAACAAAGCUGGAGUUGAAUGUGGGUGGCUCCUUGCUUGGUCCGACACUAAUGGAAGGAAGGUUUAUGCGGACUGUGGCCCUAUAAGCAAGUUCAACAACAUCAACUGGAAUCAGGUUGAAGCGAAAUUGGAUGAAUCCGGAUUUAUCGCUUAUGCUAAUGACUCGGAGACUGGAACCUCAAUGUAUGCCACCAAUGUUGGUCACACACCUGGAUCUGCAGUUGCUGUCGCCUACACUGGUUGAACAAACUCCCUACGUAGUACGUACGAUGAUCAAUAAUAAUAAUAAUAAUAAUAAUAAUAAUGUGCUAAAAAGUCCGUCCGUAUCCAUUGGAUUAAUAUAUACUCGUAAUGUAGUAUAUAUAAUCUUCUGGUCUGGCUAGUUUUGGUUUUUUUUUUUUUUUUUUUUUUUUAAUUUUUUUUUAUAAUUUGUGGUUGUUUUCCUUUAAGCUAAGGGCAUUACCUGUUGUACGAGUAUACGUAAUUUAAGGACAUGCAAGCUAGCUAGCUUAUACAGUUAUACCUGCAUGUUUAUUUAUUUCCAUGUACAACUAACUAGUGCUAAAUAAAAAAAAUGCCCUCUUUUCUUAUAUAUAUGAUCUUUCUCUA